Molecule: messenger RNA, 1562 nt
Organism: Mustela lutreola (European mink)
Lineage: Eukaryota; Metazoa; Chordata; Mammalia; Carnivora; Mustelidae
Gene: HIGD1A
Product: HIG1 hypoxia inducible domain family member 1A
Exons: 4
Coding region: 304-585 (93 amino acids)
Biological process (GO): mitochondrial respirasome assembly; negative regulation of apoptotic process
Cellular component (GO): mitochondrion
Source: RefSeq, a predicted model, not a curated record
ACGCUGAACUCUCAGGCAAAGCCCUGACGCUGAACUCUCACGCAAGACGAGAUCCCUACGCGAGAGCCGGAGACACGGAGCCACCGCCCACGCGCGCCGCCCGGGCCAAUCCGGGACCCGCCCUACCCACCGCGCACACGCACGCACCCACCGGGACCCUCGCCUGCCGGGCGCUGGCUUCUUAUUGGCUAGGGCUUGGUGUGGGCGGGACGAGAAGAAGCCGGCUGGACGGCGAGCGUGGGUGAGAGCCAGAAACUAGUGGGAACCUGAGUCCUGUCCCUGUAGGAGGAUUCUUCAGCCACUAUGUCAACCGGCACAGAUGUUUCUCUUUCUUCCUAUGAUGAAGAUCAGGGAUCUAAACUUAUUCGAAAAGCUAAAGAGGCACCGUUUGUUCCCAUUGGAAUGGCCGGGUUUGCAGCAAUUGUUGCAUAUGGAUUAUAUAAAUUGAAGAGCAGGGGAAAUACUAAAAUGUCUGUUCACUUGAUCCACAUGCGUGUGGCAGCCCAAGGCUUUGUUGUAGGAGCAAUGACUCUUGGUAUGGGGUAUUCCAUGUACAAGGAAUUCUGGGCAAAGCCUAAACCUUAGAAGAAGAGAAGCUGUCUCAGUUUUGUUGGUGGUGUUUGCUUUAGUUAGGCAUUUCAUAUUGAGUUUAUAUGUUUAUGUUGAAAAUAAAUCAUUUGAAUGGGUCAGAUAAUAUGGUAGUUUAAGUAUUGGCUUCCUGUCUUGCAGGCUUGAUUUGCCUGGUUACCAGACUACUAGUGACCAGUCAACUAGCUAGGUCAUUCAGGGGAGUCACAUUAGCACAAAAGAAGAAACAUGUCACUUUUAAAUGGACUGGACAGUGGUAAAAUAUGCUCCUCCUUAAACUCUUAUGAUCAAAUCAGUUAGAAAGAGGACAGUGUGCCAGUCCUGAAGUACUCGUAGUUGCUGAUUUGAUUCUAGUAUCAAAACAUGCUUUUGAUGUUAUGUAGGAAUCCCAUUUAACUUUUUUCUGCCUAUUUUGCAGAUUGAUUGGGUACUUCAGUUUUUAGGACUGGUUGGCUCUUAAUCCUUUCAGAACAGUGCAUGGAAUAUAGUAAGCUUCCCAACAACCUAAAAUACGUUUAUUUAAACUAAACCUAAAAAGCCGAUAAAGAGCUGUUUAGAGUAAUAUUUAUUUCAGAAUCAUAGUUGUAAACAUGAGAAUAACCUAACUGUGGAUCCCAGUUUAGCUUUUUUUGUAACUGCAGAGUUAUAUUUAUGCUGCUGUUGUAUUAGAAUAAUUUCUAAAUGUUGAAAUGUGUAUUUUAAGUACUAAUGCAAAGGUUAAGUGACAAACACUUUUUUAAAUGUAUGAAGCUUGUUUAUUUUCUCUGUAAGAAUCAUAAAUGUUAACAAAUUACCUACAGUUGAAGUGAUUGAUGAUUUUAUUCACAAGGUAGUUUGGUCAGACAUAAUACACAAACUUUGGUAUACUCCAGAAUGCUUUAUUACAUUUGUGAAAUUUUCUUGUCUAACCUAAAUUUACAUUCCAUGGUGAUAACAUGGUAAAUGUAGUGUUAGUAAAGAAGGUGAACACAUCA